AUGGUGACCGCCACUUCCAGACCGUUCCAGAGGUGGCUACGUCUGACCAAGCUUCAGUCGCUGCUAAUCUGUCAUCGCCGUCGUGAUCUACCGGGUGCUACCUAUGCUGAGUUGGCUGCGUGGGCUCAAGCCGAGACUCUGAUGGACAUGUCCAGCCAGUUGGAUCCCCAGGCUUUGGCCGCGUUCGUGGACGACAGUGUCUUUGCUCAGAUGAGCGGGAAGCUUGGAGCAGACGCAUCGCCGAAGAAAAAUCUUUUCGUUACGUGGAUGCUGGAAGACUAUCCCAACAAAGCCACACUCCAACUCGAGGCCUCCCAGAUCCAGAUACAUGGAUUGAUACAGGUGGAGAUCAGAAGAGCAUACGGGCAUACACGCGUGUCUCGACCUCUUGCACAAACUAUUGCGGCCAAGACGGUGAAAGACCUCCUGGCAAAGUUUGUCCCUGAAGCCCGCUCCGGCACGCCCAAGUUGGAUGAAAAUGAAAUGAAGCGAAUCGCGGAGGCGUUCACCAAGGGCCGGUACCUCGGCGAAGCCCACCUCGACCUCGCACAGUAUCUGCGGGACUGCUGGAAGGCCUACACCCCCACAAAGUACAAGGCGCCAUGUGUGGCGGUCGUGCAGAGUUCUGGCUUCGGCAAGAGUCGGAUGGUGCGUGAACUCGCGAUUGAGGCGCAAAAGAGCGCCUUGAACAUGAAAGUCCUGUACAUGUGUGCUCGUGUGCACGAGUCGACGGGGUUUCCCAAGGCUACGAGCGAGCUUCGUGGUUGGCUGUUUCAAGAAGGCUCCAAAGUGGAAGACAUCGCCAGUCGAUUGAAGACAAUUUACGUCUACGCGAACAAGCAUUGGGCGGACGUUCAGAAGGAAUGGCUGAAGCUGUUUACCGAAAAGGCAGCGGACACCUCUGUAAAGGCGAAACUUUCGGAUGAAACAGACACGCUGGAGGGGGAUACCUCCACCGAGAAGAAUCCAAAUGGCAGAAUCGUGGUUCUGGUGAUCGAUGAAGCGAGAAGCCUGCUAACUGAGAAGGGAGGCAAGAAGAAUGACUUCCGAAUGUUGCGAAAUGCUCUCAGAUCCGUGAACAAAGAUAUCGGCCAUCGUGGAUGCAUUUUCGGCGUGCUGAUUGAUACGAACCCCAGGAUCUCGGACCUGGCGCCUCCGCUGUUGUUGGACCCAUCAUCUCGGCUUUUCGAUGGAGAGUUGGCAUCGUUUGCGCCAGUUGUGUUAGCUGAGACAAUGGACGCACACUGGGAUCAAUACUGUGAAGAAAAACAAGCCGGCGAAGAUGAAGAAAUGAAAGAGGACAUCCAAGAU
Phytophthora sojae is the source of this 1311-nucleotide messenger RNA. RefSeq lists its product as hypothetical. The transcript has 2 exons. The record is from RefSeq and is a predicted model, not a curated record. NCBI's taxonomy places the organism in Eukaryota, Oomycota, Peronosporomycetes, Peronosporales, Peronosporaceae. The annotation marks the transcript as partial.